Molecule: messenger RNA, 618 nt
Organism: Adineta steineri
Lineage: Eukaryota; Metazoa; Rotifera; Eurotatoria; Adinetida; Adinetidae
Source: the annotation of a GenBank genome assembly
AUGCAAGUCCAAGUUAGAACAAUAAAUGUUAUUUGUGCAGUAUUAUUAGUCUUAGCUGGUUUUCUCAUCGACAAUAAAGUUGAUGCUCGAGCAAUCAAAAAAAGAUCAUCUGAUGUUAGCGCUGAAGAGUAUAAACGUGCUCUAGUUGAUGCUUUGGCUCAUGCACUUGUUAAGUCACAUGAACGUAAACGUGGUAACUCUGGUGCAUUUGAUUCAUUGAAAGCAAACAGACGAGAUGACCAAGAGGUAUGGACUGAACACUAUGCUGGUGAAAGUGGUGAAAGUAGUCCAUCAGGGGCUGCAUCAGGCUCAUCCGGUGAUAGUAGCGCAACAGACGCUGGAUUCGAUUCAUGGUUGGCAUCAUUCCUAUCAGGCAAUGCCGAUCCGGAUGUAUGGACUGAAUCAGGCACAUGGGGUGAUAGUAGCGCAUCAGGGGCUGGAUCAGGCUCAUCAAACAAUGGCGAUCAAGAUGUAUGGAGUGAAGUAGCAUCACGAGCAGCAAAACAAACAGCAGGAAAAGGAAAAACAGUGACAAAAACAAAAACAGAAACAGGAAAUGGAAAAAAUACAAAACAAACAUCGGUAAAAACUAAACAGACAGGAAAAAAACAACAUUAA